AUGCAGGACCCACAACGGGGCGGAGGAUGGGCCGUCGCCUGCUGCCGCCAGCCCCGCAAGCACACAGGCCUCGCGAGCCAGGGCAGCCAGCGGCAGCAACGCGGGACCCACCCCAGAGGAGAAGGAGGAGGCGUACUGGCGCCGCCCGCAAAAGGCGGUGUGGGCGGGGCCUUGGCGCAGCGGUGCGCGCGGGCCUUCGGGAACGCGGCGCGCAGGCAGCGGAGACCGCAGCGGCCGCGGAGGAGGCGGUUGCUGCGCCGGGUCCUGGGGUCGCUGCUUGAGGCGCAGGCGCCGUGGACUCAGCCAUCCUGGUCCUUGCAUCGCCGUGGGCUCGUAAUGGCGACCAAGCAGAGGCCUUUCCACCUGGUGGUGUUCGGCGCCUCUGGCUUUACCGGCCAGUUCGUGACCGAGGAGGUAGCCCGGGAGCAGAUGUCCCCGGAGCGGAGCUCCCGCCUGCCCUGGGCUGUGGCGGGCCGUUCUCGGGAGAAGCUGCAGCGAGUCCUGGAGAGGGCUGCCAUGAAACUGGGAAGGCCGACACUGUCAUCUGAAGUUGGAAUAAUAAUUUGUGAUAUCACUAAUCCAGCCUCACUUGAUGAAAUGGCUAAACAGGCAACAGUUGUCCUCAACUGUGUAGGACCAUACCGAUUUUAUGGAGAACCUGUAGUAAAAGCAUGUGUUGAAAAUGGAACUAGCUGUAUUGACAUCUGUGGAGAACCUCAGUUUCUGGAACUAAUGUAUUGGAAGUAUCAUGAGAAAGCUGCAGAAAAAGGGGCUUAUAUCAUUGGAAGCAGUGGCUUUGACUCCAUUCCAGCAGAUCUGGGAGUAAUAUAUACCAGAAAUAAAAUGAAUGGUACAUUGACGGCUGUGGAAAGUUUCCUGACUAUACAUUCAGGACCUGAGGGAUUGUGCACUCAUGAUGGUACCUGGAAGUCAGCGGUUUAUGGUUUUGGAGAUCAGAGUAAUUUGAAGAAACUACGAAAUGAGUCCAAUUUGAAGCCUGUCCCAAUUGUUGGUCCAAAAUUGAAAAGAAGGUGGCCAAUUUCUUACUGCAGAGAACUCAACAGUUAUUCCAUUCCUUUCUUGGGAGCAGAUGUGUCUGUUGUGAAGCGGACUCAGCGUUACUUGCACGAAAAUUUACAGCAAUCACCUGUUCAGUAUGCUGCUUAUGUAACUGUGGGAGGUGUCACCUCUGUUAUUAAGCUGAUGUUUGCUGGACUUUUCUUUUUAUUCUUUGUGAAGUUUGGCAUUGGAAGGCAACUCCUCAUAAAAUUCCCAUGGCUCUUCUCCUUUGGUUAUUUUUCAAAACAAGGUCCAACACAAAAACAGAUUGAUGCCUCAUCAUUUACGUUGACAUUUUUUGGUCAAGGGUACAGCCAAGGCUUUGGUCCUGAUAAGAACAAACCAAAUAUCAGAAUUUGUACUCAGGUGAAAGGACCAGAAGCUGGCUAUGUGGCUACCCCCAUAGCCAUGGUCCAGGCAGCCAUAACUCUACUAACUGACACCUCUGAUCUUCCUAAGGCGGGUGGGGUCUUCACUCCUGGAGCAGCUUUCUCCAGAACAAAGCUGAUUGACAGACUCAACCAGCGUGGCAUUGAAUUUAGUGUCAUUAGCAGCUCUGAAGUCUAAACGUUUGAAUAAUUAACCGAAGUCAUAAAAUGCAUGAAUUAACAGCUUUUUAAUUUGAUAUUUGAAAUUCUUCUAUAAGCCUGUCUGACUGUAUGUGGAAAAGAUUGUCAUAUCUAAAAUAUGUAUAUAGUACAAGCAGGGAAUUGUACCAGCUUACCAUAAAUUUCAAAUCUUAGCUGAUUUUUGUGAUUUUAUUGCUUGUGAGAAAAAAUUAAUAUUUGACUUUUUCAUUGAAGAAUUCAAGGUCAGUUUUUUAAGUGAGCUGGAAGAUCAGAGGGUGGGAUGGGUGGCUCUCUCUGUGUGGCUGACACGCCCAGGCUGGUGGUCAUGUAAGACGGCAACUGCUCUUUUCCUCGCCAUGAUAUUGAAUGGGAUCUCACUUCCCCAUGAAUUUCUCUGCAUAGUGUAGGCCUUUGCCAAAUGAAACUGCAGUUUUUGCUAUUUUAGCCUACUUUUUCGCGCAUCCACGCUGACUGAUUUUGGACUCUUACCUAAGUUUAAUAAUAAAGGAUUGUCAAUUGAACAGUG
Lagenorhynchus albirostris (white-beaked dolphin) is the source of this 2154-nucleotide messenger RNA. RefSeq names its product saccharopine dehydrogenase (putative) (gene SCCPDH). NCBI's taxonomy places the organism in Eukaryota, Metazoa, Chordata, Mammalia, Artiodactyla, Delphinidae. Gene Ontology annotation, cellular component: lipid droplet; plasma membrane; mitochondrion. Gene Ontology annotation, biological process: glycolipid biosynthetic process. The record is from RefSeq and is a predicted model, not a curated record.